Messenger RNA from Emys orbicularis (European pond turtle), 600 nucleotides. RefSeq names its product ephrin A2 (gene EFNA2). The record is from RefSeq and is a predicted model, not a curated record. Gene Ontology annotation, biological process: axon guidance; ephrin receptor signaling pathway; osteoclast differentiation. Gene Ontology annotation, molecular function: ephrin receptor binding. Lineage: Eukaryota; Metazoa; Chordata; Testudines; Emydidae. Bases 1 to 600 code for a protein of 199 amino acids. The transcript has 4 exons. Gene Ontology annotation, cellular component: plasma membrane.
AUGGUGCAUUUGGAGGUGGCCGUGCUGCUGGUAGCCCUCGUCGGGGUUUGUGUCUGGACUGAUGAUAUUGGGAAAGUUAUCUCGGAUCGUUAUGCUGUUUAUUGGAACAAGAGCAACCCCAGCUUCCAUCGGGGGGACUACACAGUGGAAGUGAGCAUCAACAACUACCUGGAUAUCUACUGCCCUCACUAUGAGGACCCCUUCCCGGCGGACAAGAUGGAGCGGUAUAUCCUCUACAUGGUCAAUUACGAGGGUCACGCUUCCUGCGACCACCGGCAGAAAGGCUUCAAGCGCUGGGAGUGCAACAAGCCCGACUCCCCCAACGGGCCCCUGAAGUUCUCAGAGAAGUUCCAGCUCUUCACUCCCUUCUCUCUAGGCUUUGAGUUCAGACCAGGGCACGAGUAUUACUACAUCUCUGCUUCUCCCCCUAACGUGGUGGACAGGCCCUGCUUAAAGCUGAAGGUUUAUGUUCGACCAACGAAUGACUCCCUGUACGAAUCUCCGGAGCCUAUUUUCACCAGCAAUAACUCCUGCUGCAGCCUCAGGGUCCCGCACUUCAUCCUCGUGGUGCCGGUGUUUUGGACUGUGCUCACUUCCUAG